AUGGCAGAUAUGAACCUCACCCCCUCUGACCCUUCAAUUUUCAUCCUAACAGGCAUCUCUGGCCUGGAAACUGCCCAUGAAUGGAUUUCAAUCCCUUUCUCUAUAUCCUACAUUAUUGGCCUGCUGGGAAAUUUCACACUUCUGUUUGUGGUAGGCAAAGAGCAGACACUGCACAAGCCAAUGUACCUGCUGCUCUGCAUGCUGGCGCUCACAGACAUUGCCACGUCUACCGCCAUCGUGCCAAAGGCACUGUGUAUAUUUUGGUUCAAUUUGAAAGUCAUUACUGUGGGUGGCUGCCUCACCCAGAUGUUCUUUCUUCACAUGUUUUCUAUUAUGCACUCAGCUAUCCUUGUGACAAUGGCCAUCGAUCGCUACGUUGCCAUAUGUAACCCUCUGAGAUACACCAUUUUCCUCACCAAUGCAAGAAUAACUAAGCUCGGGCUAGUCGGUUUGGUAAGAGCUGUUCUCUUCUCUCUGCCCAUGCCCCUGCUCCUGAGAAAGCUGCCAUUCUGUGCCAACCGCAUUAUUCCCACCACGUUCUGCGAGCACAUAGCUGUGGCGAAGAUUUCGUGUGGGGACAUCACAGUCAACAGGAUGUAUGGCUUGGUGUUAAUGUUUCUAGUCAUGGUGUUAGACCUGCCACUCAUUGUGCUCUCCUAUGGUCUAAUCAUCAGGGCCGUCUUCAGAAUCUCCUCGAAGAAAGCCCAUGAAAAAGCCCUCAACACUUGCACAGCCCACAUCUUUGUGAUGCUGAUGUAUUAUACUCCCUCCCUCUUCUCAAACCUGACACACCGUUUUGGUCAGGGCAUUGCUCCCCACAUUCACAUCAUCUUGAGCAACCUCUAUCUUCUUGUUCCUCCCAUGCUCAACCCUAUCAUUUAUGGUGCCAAAACCAAAGAGCUUCGUAACAAAGUUGGCAAAUACACCUGCAGAAGUUAA
This is a messenger RNA of Caretta caretta (loggerhead turtle), 939 nucleotides long. Its product is annotated as olfactory receptor 52D1-like. Gene Ontology annotation, cellular component: plasma membrane. Lineage: Eukaryota; Metazoa; Chordata; Testudines; Cheloniidae. Gene Ontology annotation, biological process: G protein-coupled receptor signaling pathway. Gene Ontology annotation, molecular function: olfactory receptor activity; G protein-coupled receptor activity. The record is from RefSeq and is a predicted model, not a curated record.